Molecule: messenger RNA, 1582 nt
Organism: Phytomonas sp. Hart1
Lineage: Eukaryota; Euglenozoa; Kinetoplastea; Trypanosomatida; Trypanosomatidae
Source: the annotation of a GenBank genome assembly
GUUAUUUUCACACACUAACUAUCGUUGCUAAAGGAUAAAUAAAGGAGCUGUUUGUCUGCCAAAAUAUAACCCAGCCAUCGCAUCCCCUUAUUAUUAGUGUUUCGUAUAUGUAUUAUAGCUUAUUAGAGACGGUUGCAUUGCCCUCACGACUUAUGUCAAAGCAGCUUACAAGGAAAUUACUGCGGCAUUUUCAAAUUAACAGGUUAGCAUCACAUACACACCUUUAUCUUGCUUCAUUGUUGCGACAAUAUAAUAGUUUUCAAGUUCAAAUUCAUAAUGUAAGCCAUUAUCCAGGCAUAAAUAAACAUACCAAUAGGCUUCCGUCUUUGUCUCAAAACACUGGUUGCUCACACUGUAUAAACAUUCUGGAUUUUGAACGACUUCAGCGAGAAUGGAGGCGAAGCUCAAUUUCAUUCUUCCUUGGGUUGGUAAUGGGAUUACUACUAGUUGGAACCAUCACUGGAAAUGCUGUUGUAUGGUGUCGAUCUUACGAAACACCAAUCUAUCUAAUUCCUUACUACCUCCGUGACGUCCACACCCGCUUCCACCAUUAUGCGUCAGUCAGGAAACGCAAAGACGGACCCUUGUACAUGACUGCCGAUGAUUUUGUUAUGGCAUUGUUGGGUGCCUCGGGUAAAGAAGAAAGUAAAAAAUUAUCUGCGUCAGGUUUACAUGAUUUAUUCACCAGUAUAGAUUCUGACUGUGAUGGUUGCAUUGGUUUCCACGAGUUUCGUUUCAUCUUUUCACUUCUUACAAGCCGCCCACAGGAUAUGCGACAGCUUUUCCGAAUUGUAGAUAAAGAGGGUCAAGGCUCAUUAAGUUCUGAUCAAUUUGCGAACGUGCUGCGUGGCCUUACAAAAGACGAGGCCGUCGUGCGUUCUGUGCUUUCCCCAACCAGUCGAAGAGGGGGUCUCGUCCGAAAACUCUUUGGCGAAAAUGCGAAACCACGACGAUGUUCCUUUCAGGAAAUCAACAAUAUAGCACACGCCAUCCGGGUCGAAGUGUGGAAGGCUGAAUUUCAACAGUUUGAUGUUAACCACAGGGGAUUUAUCACCGCGGAAGAGUUUGCAACCCUCCUAGUGAGACAUGUACUUGGGUCGCAUUUACCUUUGUAUUUAGUGGAAAGCAUUCGGAAGCAAAAAGGAGGCACCACUAACGUGUCGCUUGAUGCGUGGCUUGGCAUUCAUGAGGUCCUACAAGCUGACGAGAAUCUGGGGGAAACCCUAGAGCUACACUGCGCUUCAGGCCUCCCGGUCACACGCGCUGCCUUUUCCCGUAUUCUCCGUGUUGCCGAUACCCCACUCAGUGAAGAUGUGCUCAAUUUAGUGUUCUACAUAUUUGAUAAAAAUAAUGAUGGUGCUAUCGAAAUGGAUGAAUUUCUCUACAUCAUGAAGCAAAAGAUUGGCUACCAUUACCGUACCACACCUAGACAUGUAAAGGGCCUUGCAGAACGCUUUGUUCAGUGCAUAAAGGAGGCUGCGGACAGAUGACAAUGUUAUAAAGGAGGCGGCUACAUAAUCUUUAUUUUCCCUUUUUACGAAUCCUGCUAUAUUAAUUUAUGGAGAAUUCUAAAAUACAGGUA